Messenger RNA from Diplodia corticola, 807 nucleotides. Its product is annotated as ribosomal protein s10p s20e. The coding region runs from base 1 to 807 and encodes 268 amino acids. Gene Ontology annotation, biological process: translation. Gene Ontology annotation, cellular component: small ribosomal subunit; mitochondrion; ribosome. Lineage: Eukaryota; Fungi; Ascomycota; Dothideomycetes; Botryosphaeriales; Botryosphaeriaceae. The transcript is spliced from 4 exons. The record is from RefSeq and is a predicted model, not a curated record. Gene Ontology annotation, molecular function: structural constituent of ribosome.
AUGGCUGCCCCCGCAUACGUCAGGUCGCCCUUUGGCGCCCUGAAGAGAGCCAAGAUAUCACCGCCGACGGCUGUGCCGUGCCAGCGCUUCUACAACAACACGCUCGAGGGCUUCAGGUUAUCCAACAUCGAUGUGGAAGAUACGGCAAAGAAACACGGCCUGAGGCUGCCACCAACCGAACAGAUCGCGGACAUUUCCACCGAGACAAAAAAGGCGCUGGAGGACAUCCGCCGGCCACGCAACAUCGAAGCCAUCUUCAAGCGGCCGCUCCGCCGCCCCGCACAAUAUGGCAUCCCCGUCUGCGACCUGCAGCUGCGCACCUUCAGCGUGCGCAACCUCGAGUUCUUCGCCGACUUCGCGCUGCGCGCCGCCUACUACCUCGGCCUGGCGGCCAAGGGCCCCAUCCCGCUGCCCCGCAUCGUCGAGCGCUGGACGGUGCCGCGCGCCAACUUCGUCUUCAAGAAGUCGCAGGAGAACUACGAGCGCAUCACCCUGCGCCGCUUGAUCCAGAUCCAGGACGGAGACCCGGAGGCGGUCAAGAUGUGGCUGGCUUUCCUGCAGAAGCACCAGUACUACGGUGUGGGUAUGAAGGCCAACGUCUUCGAGUUCGAGAAGCUGGACGUCGGUAAGGCGAUGGACGAGCGGGCGCAGAAGGAGCAGGAUCUGGUGGAUGAGUCCUGGAAGGGCUUCGGUCGGAGGAAGGACGCGCCCGAGCAGACUGAGGAGCUGCUUGAGAUGAUCAACGCGGAGCCGGUGAGGAAGGCGGGUACGGACAUGCCAAUGGGCAGGACUUCAUGGGAAAAAUGA